GGGUGUAGAGAGAAUCUCUUUCCAUGUAAUCAACUGAUGCAUCUCUGUAAUAACUUAUCGGAACAAUGUUCCGGGAACAUCACUAGUAAGUUGGUGUUCGAAAGAAACUUUGAAAGUUAAAUCUUUUAAUUAUUGUUUAGAUAGUUUCAUGCAACUUUCAACAAUGAAUAUCAAUGAUUUACCUGAUGAUUGUUUACUUUUGAUUUUCGAUCAGUUUUAUCUAUUGCGACAGUUUGCUACAUUGAUGAAAGUUUGUCGUCGCUGGAAGAUAUUAGUAGAAAAGAGACUGAAGAAGAUCACUCACUUUGAUGUUACAUUGGUCACUCAAUUAAUGCGACUUAAACAUUCGAACAAACCAAAUCAUCUUCCAUCAACUAGUAAAUGUAACAUCACAAUGAGCAAAAAGUUCUUGAGGAAAAUUGAACUGUCUAAACUUCUUCCUAAUGUUAAGAUAAUCCAUGUUGAAAAUCUCACUAAGAACUGUUCUUGUGCUUCAUUAAUGCAUUUACUUGCCAACGCGAAUCAAAUUAAAGGCUUGAGUGUUGGGCGGGAAUUGAAGAAUGAUAAUCAGUUUGAAAUGAACCACGAAUGUAACAUCUUGAAAAGAGAAGAAAAAAGAAUAACAUCAUUUUUGAGUGAUAUUCAAUUUCUAGGAAUCGGUAAUGAUCUAAUAGUUACAAGUUAUCUCAGAACUUUUGGUCAUCUUAUGAAUUUGAAAUCUCUUGGAACUUCUAUUGGAAAUCAUCCACAGUAUGUAAAUUUACUCCAUGUUCUGAAAUUCGCCCAAUUUUUGACGAAUCUCGAACGACUUGUUACUUUUUGUGAUCAUGAAUCUGAUGAUUUUUUUGACGUCGAAAAUCAAUUACCGAUAUUUGGAAAUCUUCUAGAUCUUCAGCUUGUAGAUGCUUCAAGUGAUGGGUCAUAUACUCUCACAAAAUUCUUGAACUUGUGUCCAAAUGUACUCAACCUUUUUCUGAUUGUGAAUUCUUAUCGAAUGGAUCUAAUGCAUCAAAUCAACAGAAAUUUUAAUGUACAAAGAUUGGAUUUAUUUAUUUUUUGCUGGGUAAGAUUUUAAUUUCCACAAACAAUCAUUUGUUUAACCACCAAGACUAGCUAACGAUUUCACUUCUUUUUUUCAAAUUAUAACAGAAUUUUGAAAAGAUACUCAAAACUAUUGAAAAGUUUCCAAACUGUCGAUACUUAAGUAUUAGGGGUAGAUCUUCGCUAUCUUCACAUGAAUUGAUCCUUAUAAUUAGAACAUUACCUCAUUUGUCAUUAUUACUGAUCGAAUAUGCCGGGAGAGAUUCAGCAGAUCAACAAGUCGUGAAAAACUAUUGUCACUCACAAAAUCGUAAAAUCGAUGUUUAUUUUGGUUCUACAGAUGAGAAUCUGGAGUUGAUGUCUGAUGAAAUGGUUCGAAAGUUCUAUAAUUCAUUUCGACGUACAAUAUUGAACUGAAGUCUAAAGAUUAAACGUUUCUCACUCUUCAUUUAAUUAUAAUUGUAAUUCAACCUAACAAUCAAAAAAAUCGAACUAAUUUAAAUAAAAUUUCUCAUUGAUUUUCAUUGUUUGCAGACAAUCAAUUUUCAAAGCUCAAAAAAAUCCAUGUUCUUGCUCUACUUUAGCUCAAUUAAUUGUUACCGCUAAUCCAUUAAUAGUAUCAAUUUGAUACAUUUGUUCAUCAUCUAAAGGAGCUCAAGCAUCGUGGUGCUUUUGAACAAGCUUACACGGGUUUCUCUAUGGUCAAGUGUAUCUGGAGAAAACCUUGUCCGUGUUUGAAAGUGGUCGAAUCUCUGCUUGAUGAGAUUCUUGCCGAUCUUGACAACGAAAGUCAAGGAAGCGAAUCAAGUGGACCAAAGUGUAUUACCCGUCGAAGUGCUGGUUUACCUUUUGUUACUCAAGCGAUUGUUUCUUCUGAAUCAAAAGAGAAUCGAAACAAAUUACUUGGUCAUGUAAUCAACAGGUUGGUUGAAAUUUGUUCGAAACAAUCAGCUGAAGAUUGGCAGAAAGUUCAUUGUUUGAAUGUGAUUCGAGCUCUAAUGAAAGAUCAACGUCUUGGUGAUCGAGUUGAUUCCUUCAUCUGUAAACAAUUGAACAAAUCGGAUCUUCCUUACAAUCAUCAUGAUGGUUUAAUAUCUUUCAUGUACAAUUGUGUUCGUCAUCAUGUGAAACAGAUUGAAACUGAUCGAUCUCAUAAGAAUUUAAUUACCAGUUUAACUGAGCACACAAGUGAUUUACUGGAAUCAUUUAAAACUGAAUCGAAUUCAAGUUCAAGCGAAUUGAUCGAAAGACCAACACACUCUUAUAGUCGAUUUAAUCUUUAAUCAAUCUCACGUAUUCCCAGUGACCAACUGGUCACUUUAAUUUGAUUCUUGUUUCACUCUCUUUGAAUCAGUUGAUCCAACAAAGUUCAAUGAGGAAACUUCGAUCAAUUCCUAAUCUACUUCAGGAUAAUGAUCCAACAAUCAGAGAAUUCACUGCAAUCAUGUGUCAUCAAUUAGCUUUAAUCUACUUUCAACCACCGACUAAUCAACUUCCCCAAGGUUCACUUUUAAAUUGUUCAUUUCAAUUGUUAUCAAGUAUAUUCACAAAUCUUGAUAAAAGAGAUUCACUUCGAGUGGUUUUAUUUAAUCUAAUUAAUGAUCAAAAAUCAAUCAGUGAUCAUGAUGAUGAUAAAGAAAGAUUUUUCGAUAAAAGUAAAAUUAAUUUCAUCGAAGAUCCAAAAAUGGACCUGGCUAAUGUCCUUUUCAAACAAAUGCGAUACGGAAUGAAGAUGAAACAUUAGUUUAAAAGACGCGGUCGGGCAAAAAUAAACUCUUCAAAUGGUCAGUAAAUGACUGUUAGUUAGUGUGCAAUAGGUAACCUGUUACAGGUUAAAUUCACAGAGGAAAUUUUGAAUUUCAAAUCACCAGAUUUAUGGUUAAGAAAAGUUCUCACUGUAUUUUUAUCAAGUGGUUUAUUGUUUAGAUUGUUUCAUUCGACUUUCAACAAUGAAUAUCAAUGAUUUACCUAAUGAUUGUUUACUUUUGAUUUUUGAUCAGUUUUAUCAAUUGCGACAAUUUGCUACAUUUAUGAAAGUUUGUCGUCGCUGGAAGAUAUUAGUGGAAAAGAGACUGAAGAAGAUCACGCACUUAGACGUUUCAUUGUUUACUCCAUUAAUUCAGAAUGGUGAUUCUGCUGAACAAUAUCUUCCAAUUACUCAUAGAUGUAUUAUCACAAUAAGCAGAAGAUUCUUGAUGAAAAUUAAACUCUCUAAGCUUUUUCCUAACGUUAAGAUUAUCCAUCUUGAAAAUUUCACCAAAAACUGUCCUUGCGCUUUAUUAGUUCAUUUACUCACCAACACGAAUCAAAUCAAAGGCUUGAGCUAUCUAGAUUAUCGAUUUGAAAUGAGUCAUAAAUGUAAAAUUUUAGAAAGAGAAGAAAAAAGAAUAACAUCAUUUCUGAGUGAUAUUGAAUUUCUCGGAAUUAGUAAUGACAUAAUAGUUACAAGUUAUCUCAGAACUUUUGGUCAUCUUAAGAAAUUAAAAUCUCUUGGAAAUUGCCUUGAAAAUUACUUCCAGCCUGUAAAUUUACUCCAUGUUCUGAAAUUCACCCAAUUUUUGAUGAAUCUCGAACGACUUGUUACUUUUUGUAACGAUGAGUUUGAUAAUGAUUUUGUUCGCGUCGAAAACCAAUUACCAAUAUUUGGAAAUCUUUUGCAUCUUCAGCUUGAAAAUAUUUCAAAAAAAGGAUCGAGUUUUACAAAAUUCUUGAACUUGUGUCCAAAUUUACUAAACCUUUCUCUAAUUGUGCAUAAUGUUGGAGUAGAACGAAUUCAUCAAAUCAACAAAAACUUGAAUGUUCAAAGAUUGAAUCUACUUUUUUCUUGGGAUCGCGACAAGAUGCUAAAAGUUAUUGAAAAGUUUCCAAACUGUCGAUACUUAAGUAUUGGUGGUUAUGCUUUGCUAUCUUCACGGGAUUUGAUCCAGAUUAUAACUAUAUUACCUCGUUUGUCAUUAUUUCUGAUCGAAAAUGAGCGGAAUGACUUAGCAGAAAGACAAAUAGUGAAAAGUUAUUGUCACUCCCAAAAUCGUAAAAUCGAUGUUUACUUUGGUUCUACAGAUGACAAACUAAUGAUGUCUCACGAACUUUAUCGAAAGUUUCAUAAUUCAUUUCUAUAUAAAUGAAGUCUACGGAUUAAACAUUUCUGAUUUUCCAUUUGUAGUCCAGGCUACCAACAAAAAUAAAACUGAUCAACUUUAUAAAAGUGAAGUGACCAAAUUUACAGAAAUUUUAAAUAUGAUUAGUUAGCAGAUUGUUUAGUGAUUUAAUUUCACCAGCAAUUGAAAAGAUUACUUUGGAUUGGUAGUUGUUAAUUUCCAAUACAUUUUUGAUCAUCUUUUUGGCUUGAUCACAAUCAACACAGAGAGACUUUGAUUGGAUCCAUAAUUGUAUCAUGAUCAACAUUUUGUUAACUUCUAAGGUUAAAUUAGGAUCAUUUAAUUUUUCAAGAAAAUGAGAGGUUAACGAAUUUAAUUUGUUUUGCAAAUCGUGAAAAUAAUCAACUAAUCCACUUUGUUGUUGUCCACCUGUUGAUUGAUUGUUUUUCCAGGUAAGAGAUGAAUGAAAAAAGUUACAAUCAACUGAAGAAAUUAAUUGUUCCAAAUAAACUUUACCAAUUGUAAUUAACUGGAUUGGAUCUUCGAUGAAAUUAAUUUUACUUUUAUCGAAAA
Panonychus citri (citrus red mite) is the source of this 4712-nucleotide messenger RNA. RefSeq lists its product as uncharacterized. The coding region runs from base 2991 to 4166 and encodes 391 amino acids. Gene Ontology annotation, molecular function: protein binding. The record is from RefSeq and is a predicted model, not a curated record. Lineage: Eukaryota; Metazoa; Arthropoda; Arachnida; Trombidiformes; Tetranychidae. The transcript is spliced from 10 exons.